Anguilla rostrata (American eel) is the source of this 6571-nucleotide messenger RNA. RefSeq names its product solute carrier family 39 member 10 (gene slc39a10). The transcript has 11 exons. The coding region runs from base 298 to 3009 and encodes 903 amino acids. Lineage: Eukaryota; Metazoa; Chordata; Actinopteri; Anguilliformes; Anguillidae. The record is from RefSeq and is a predicted model, not a curated record. Gene Ontology annotation, cellular component: plasma membrane. Gene Ontology annotation, molecular function: zinc ion transmembrane transporter activity; monoatomic cation:bicarbonate symporter activity. Gene Ontology annotation, biological process: intracellular monoatomic cation homeostasis; zinc ion import across plasma membrane.
CUAUCGUUUGCGACCUGGCCCCCUCGCCUUCUAGCUAAACCUAUUUCCUGGGAGUUGUAAACGCUCGUUAUCUUGUUAGCUAGCAGCUCGACAACCGCAUGCUUGUCUAUUUGUUAUAGUAUCACGCUGGAUAUAUUUAGUUAGUCGCAUUAACCGAUUAAUUUAACUGGUGUAUCGACAUUAACGUCUUUGCUUACUUUAUUCGACAUCUGUUAACCAACUUUAAGCAAGCUAGUAAUAACAACGGACGGAUAUGUGGACAUUUAGACCGUUGAGGUGAAGAAGCUACCCACGGAUAUGGUGUGUCGAAGCAGCGAGGACGCCAUGAAGGUCCACAUGCACACCAGGUUCUGCCUCCUGUGUGUGGUCACGGUCCUGUUCCAGCAGUGCAGCCACUGCCACAGCAAUGGGCACCACCACCAUGACCGUGCCCAUGCCCACGAUCACGGCCAUGCCCACUCCCACGAGCACGAGCACGACCAUGACCACUCCCAUGACCACGAGCACGAGCACGAGCACAACGACCUGCAGAUCUCCCAGGCGCCCUACGUGCAGGCAGGGGGCACCGGCGAGGCGCCGGGCACUGCGGAGAGCGAGCAGCACUUCUACAUCCAGAAGCUGUUCCACCGCUACGGCCAGAGAGACCGGCUGGACUUCGGAGGCUUCCAGAACCUUCUGUUGAGCCUGGGUCUGGGAGAGGUGAAGGUGGUGGGCCUGGAUCACGAGGAGCUGGGGCACGACCACGUGGCCCACCUGGACCUGCUGGAGGUGCAAGAGGGCCUCCACUCCCACUCCCCAUCCCAGUCGCACCCCCACGCCCACCCGCACCCGCACCGGCACCCCCACCCGCACGAGGAGCGAGAGGAGACCGUGCCUCAGGACUCCUCCCCCUGCAAACAGAAAGCAGCAGGGCCAACUGCCUACCCAACCACUGCACCCGCCAGCGACGGAGGCAACCAUGACCACGACCAUGACCAUGACCAUGACCAUGACCACGAUCAUGACCAUGACCAUGACCACGACCAUGACCAUGAAGCUGGCGGCAGUGGCGUUGACCAAAAGAAGCAGCCUCACCAUCGGCGCAAACGGCCGCACGUGCAUCACGGACACAAACACAAUGGCACCAGGGGCCAGCCAGCAGGGCCGCAAGGACAGCCUGCGCAGCCAGGACAGCCUGAGGACGCUGCGCAGUCAGGGCAGCCGGAUGAUAUCACGCAGUCAUGGCAGCCGAAUGGCACUGCGCAGUCAGAGCAGCUGGAGCAGUCGGAGCAGCCUUCAGAGGCAGCACUGCCCCGAGACUCCAAGCCCAAGAGGACCAAAAGACCACUCAAGAACAAAAACCCUCGCAACAGAAACAGAGGCAGCCCCACCCCCACUCUGCCCUCGUCUGCCCCAGGGGAUUAUGGGAAUGCGGGGAAAGCAACAGAGGACCAAGACGGCACCAAGCAGCCCCCCAGUAGCCACGAGGAACAUGACCACGAACGUGAACACAGUCACGACCACGACCGUGACCACGAUGGGCAUGCGCAGAUACGGCGGAGAGAGGCCCCCAGCAGCCCCACAAACUCCGCCCCUGCCCUCCCUGCCUAUCACCACGACAACCUGGAACACCACCAUGAGGAGUGUCUGAACCUGACCCAGCUGCUGCACCACUACGGGCUGAGUGCAGACUCCCUCAUCUCUCCCACCACCUUCACCUACCUGUGCCCCGCCCUGCUCUACCAGAUCGACAGCCGCGUCUGCAUCCUGCACUACCACCAGGUGGACAUAGCCACCGCCCUGGAGCCCGCCCACUCAGGCUGGAUCUGGGUGUGGGGCUUUGUGUCCAUCACCAUCAUCAGCCUGCUGUCGUUGCUGGGCGUGAUCCUGGUGCCCAUUCUCAACCAAUCCUGCUUCAAGUUCCUGCUGACCUUCCUGGUGGCACUGGCCGUGGGAACGCUGAGCGGCGACGCGCUGCUCCACCUGCUGCCACACUCCCAAGGCCAGCACGACCACAGCCAUGAGGGCAACCACUCGGACCAGGCCCGGGACCUGGUGGAGGACUUUGACGGGGUGUGGAAGGGCCUGACCGCCUUGGCGGGAAUCUACCUGCUCUUCAUCAUCGAGCACUGCAUCGGCAUGUUCAAGCACUACAAGGACCAGGGGGGGAGCUUGUGCAGGAAGAGGAGGAAAGGGGAGGAAGGCAAGAUCGGCAGGAAGCUGUCGGACCACAAGCUGAACCGCCGCUCCGAUGCCGAGUGGCUGCACCUCAGGCCGCUCAACGCGGACGGGGCUGACAGCUCCUGCGACAGCAAGCACAACGACACCCAGCUGACCGUCCUGCAGGACCCCGACUCCCCCAGCAAGAAGCCCCUGACCCCGCCCCCCCCCGAGAGCGACCACGGGGGGGCCCACUCCCCGGCCGCCGAGAACGGCAGGAAGGCCAAGACGAAGAGGCACGGCCACUCCCACUCCCACGGCCACUCCCACGGCCACGACCACUGCCACUCGGACCAGGAGAUGAAGGACGCCGGGAUCGCCAGCAUCGCCUGGAUGGUGAUCAUGGGCGACGGCAUGCACAACUUCAGCGACGGCCUGGCUAUAGGAGCCGCAUUCAGCUCCAACAUCACGGGGGGCAUCAGCACGUCCGUCGCGGUGUUCUGCCAUGAGCUGCCCCAUGAGCUGGGUGACUUUGCUGUGCUGCUGAAGGCCGGGAUGUCUGUGAAGCAGGCCCUCGUGUACAACGUGCUGUCGGCGCUCAUGGCCUACGUGGGCAUGCUGAUCGGCACGGCGGUGGGCCAGUACACGCACAACGUCACCAGCUGGAUCUUCGCCAUCACCGCCGGCAUGUUCCUGUACGUCGCCCUGGUCGACAUGCUGCCCGAGAUGCUCCACGGUGACAGUGAGGACCACAAGCGCUGCCAGUUCGGCCACUUCCUGCUCCAGAACGUGGGCCUGCUGACUGGCUUCGGCAUCAUGUUGCUCAUCGCCAUCUUCGAGGACCGCAUCGUGCUGGACUUCGGCUUCUGAAGGGGGGGGGGGGCGCCUUGCCUUAAAGCGCUUCCGUGACACAUAGUGCCGUCCCGCAUGAGCUGCAUCCAGCACCCCCUGCAAAGCCUCCGUGUCGGGGAGAGGUUUCCAUGCCAACGCGUUCAUCUGACCAGUCCUUUCUCCUGUCAGUCAGUCCAGGUGUUUGCUCCAUCCUGUUAAGUAGCUUGUGAAGUCUCCCAAGCCCCUCCUUCAUAACAGCAAGUCUGUGGUACCACCCCCAUCAUUUCCAGCACAUCAGAGGUACUGUGUUUAAAAAAAAAAACCAAAAAAACAGCCCACCACGGCCAACACUGCCCUCCUGCCUAACCCCUAUUCUCACUCUCUGAUCGGCAGCUGCCUUGGCUAAACGGUCCAAUUUCCAUGUCUCUGAACCUCGCCAGUCCUCCUGCUGUGCCAGGCUAUAGAAUAUUAAAAGCCUUUUGAUAGUUCAGUUCCAGGCAUUUACAGCUACCUGUCAGAGCGGCUCCAAUCAGCCCCCCCACCACCGCUGAUCAGCGAGGAGUCCCAGAGAGCAGGGAGUUUAAUUACGCCUCGGCCCCCGCUCCCCCAGCACGCUCCGCUCCAGCAUCUGGCCAGCCAGCAGGAGAGACGUCUGGCAGAGGAUGAUAACCUCAUCAUCCCUCCCAAACCUCCGAUCGGGGUCGGCCGCGGGAAUCCCCCAUCCACCUUUGGGUUCCUCCCCCCUCCCUCAGUAAAUGUCAGCGCGGUGACGCCCGCGGAUCGGAGUCGGUUUGGACGCAGGUGCCCUAAACCCAUUUGCCGGAGGGGGGGCCGGGUCUCCACCUGCAUCCCGCUCCGACCAUCGCCGCCGGGUAUCCGCGGUUACGCUGCGGUCGCUAAUUUUGGAGCUGACCUAUAGUCUGAGCUCAUCGAAUGCUGGACACGCAAGCUUCUCACGCUCCAACGCCUGGGGUAUCUCUCAUCAGUGUUAAAACCGAAACCUGCCAUGGCCAAUGGCCGCUUAAAUACACCUUGUGGAGAUUCAGUAUUAAUUGGUUAUUUCGUUUUUAGUUUUAUUUCUCGCCCCUUGGUAUUUUGGGGGUGGGCUGGCACUAAACGAGAACGUGGACAGGAGCGGUUGGGAAUAAUGAGCUACAAAGCAGUGUUAUACAGCUGGAACCAACGGGGAACAGAGAAUCAAAAAUGAAUGGUGUUCAGCUGCCUGCCUGGAUCCUGGCUGCUUUCACCCAGUGUAAGACCAUGUACCAGCGCUUUGGAACGUCAGUAGUUGACCUGUCUAAUAGUAGCUUUCAGUUGAGUAGAUUAGACAGGAGUCUGAUGUGAAAUGCGGUCUGGGCAGUGUGCACCAGGAGCUAGGUAUGGGUCUGGCUGACUGCUUCAGCAAAUGCUUAUGCAUUUGCCUUUAAUUGCACAUGUGGCUUUUCACUAUGUUGGGGGGGGAGUAUGAAAUUUGAGAGAUUAAUUUAUUCCAGGUUUUAGGAGAGGAUCCAAAAAUCAUAAUGAAAUAAAAAAGUGUGACACUGUGACUCAGCCAACAUCCUUUUUUAAUGUCAUUUCUUUUUUAAUGGUCUGGUGUCUUCCAUACUGUCUAGCCCUGUCGUCUGACUCGUGUUCAGAUAGUUAAACUGAAUUAUACUGUAAGAGAAUUUAAUUUCACAUUUUGUAAAUUGGGUUAAUUUGUAUUAUUAAAAAAACUCUAAAUAAUAUGUAACAUGCGCACACAAAGUGGCCGUGUGUUGCAACCGUUUUCCAGAAAGGGUAAAAUAAUGCAGUUAACCUUUCUUUAAUCAAGCUAAUCCCCAGACCUGGACCAACUUACUUUCUUCAAAUCAAACUCUGGCACAGCUACAUUUAUAGAGUCAUAGCUGAAUUAAUUAGGAGUUGUUUUCUUUUUGUUCUUAGUCGUGUAGACUAAAAAUAGUUUUCUGCUGCUUUUUAGAGCCAUUUUGUUUAUGCUAUUCUUACGUUCAUUUAAGCAAUUUGGGUGAAACUUCAUUUAAAAAAAGAAAAAGAAGAAAGGAGACCUGACAAGAUAAGAAAGCUUCUUAUACGAUGGCCCAAAUAAGACUCUGACAAUCCAAACAAGCUGUGUAUUUGGCAGAAGCGUCAAGUGGCUGUGCCCGUGUUGUUUAUCUUUGCUUCACGCCACUUUGUGUUGAGCGCAUCGUCAUCUGCAUGGUUAGCUGAUACCACUCAACUGAAACGGAAACCAAGGAGGAGCUCUGUGACACCAGCGACCGCUGAUACGAUGGUGAAAAAGGCCACUUCUUUCUUUUAUUGGUGUGCGUGACGCUUUCCAGAUGUGCCAAACGCGGCCCUUGCGUUAACCGCGACGCCGCCGCGUCUCCCUCCCUACAUUCCAUGCGCCGUUCCUGUCCGUCCGCCGUGCCCGAAGCGUCAUCACGGAGACCAGCCCGUGCAGACGGACAGACGGACGGACGGACGGACAGACGGCCUCUUUCGGUUCGCUGGAGUUCAUAACUGUGUGAAUUACGCCUGUCACUGUGUGACAACCAUAGUCUCGUCUCGUCGGGUGUAAAUCAUUGAGAUCACAUUAAACUAAUGUAAACUAGGUCGAAUCAAAACAUGCAUGAGGCAUGACUUAAGCAGGCAGACAAAACGUAACGCGUUUUGGUUGUAAUUUUUCUGUCAUUAAAAAAAGUGAUUGUGGUGUUUGAACAUCUUGUUUGUUUGUUUUUUUAAAAUACACAUUUGGGAUGUUUUUCUUAGGGGCCACAGUAACUGGAGGAAAUGGUUGUUGCUUCAAAUGCGCCUUUGGGUGUAUCUGACAAGCCUCAGAUUAACAGCAUAGUUACUCAGCCUGGCCAAUUUUUCCCUGAAUGUGGCCAAAACCUGUGACAGGCGCCAAGGGACUCUGCUGGUUAACACUGGAGACAGCAGUCAACAGUGGGUGGGGCUCCAAUGUGUCAAUCACCAACUCAAGCAAUUCCAAAGGUUUUGCCUUGCGCAGCAAAGCAAAACUAUCGGUUUACAUCAGUGUGCCACCGGUAGCGUACGAUAGCUCUGCCCGUUUUCUGUGAAUGCUCGCUACACCACUGUUGCCAGCGUCUGCCUCCAUCCUCCUAUCAGAGAAAUGCACUUACCACAGAACCACACUGGCUGCUGCCUGGAAAACAGCAGCAGUGAAUGGGCUCCUGAUAUUGAUAUUGUGAGUGCGGAAGCUUGCCAGAGUCAGCCCAAGGCACUAACCCUGGACCUCCCUCACGCCGCGGCACGGCUCUCGACAGCUGCCGCGUGCACGGCCCGUUACGACCCCUUCCAGUGCAGGUAUCCAUGCUGGAUGAAUUCCUGACGUACUGAAGGGGUUAAGAGGUCUCAACUAAAACUCGCAGUUACUCGGGCCCCAAAGAACGUCCUUACCUAAGCGGUACGAGGGUGUAAAUCUGCUGAAGUCAAAACAAUGAAGGUUCGUGUUUGUUCUGUCUUUUAAUUUUAGGAUAUUGUUUACAAACCUGGAUAUAUAAAUGUGUUCAAUGCAUUUGCCGUCUUCGCCCAUUGUCCGUUUGUGCUGGUUUCCCCACCCGUGGAAAAAAAAGGAAAAUAAAGUUUGCAGAGUUGC